UAAAAACCGGCGCUAAAGCCGUCUGGUCCAGGCGAUUUUCCGGGGUUUAAGUUGUCUAUGGCCUGUUCAACUUCGGAUUCUGUUAUCUCUAGUUCCAAUCUUUGUUUUCUUUCGUCGUCCAGUCGGGGUAUAGCAUGCAAGAACUCAUUCCCAAAUGUGGUAGCGUCUACUUUGUGGUGCGAGAAUAGCGCCUGGUAAUGCUCAUGAAAAGCUGCUUUGAUGUCAUCUGUGUCUGUUGAUAAGGUCCCGCGCCAUUCUAUUCCGUCGAUGUGGUUCCUUUCAGCACGUGCUUUUUCUAACCCUAGGCCAGUAUCCCCGCCUGUCACGCGGGAGUACGGGGUUCGAUUCCCCGACGGGGAGUAAUAUUUGUACUUCUUUUUUUUUAGACACACGUAGGUGCACCCGCGACAAUUAUCUGCAGAAUCUGUCUGUUUCUUUCGCGGGCUUGCGAACAAGGUGGUGCGAAAACGUUUGCACUUUUAUUCCCAUCAUGGAUAUAGUGCUUUAACUGACGCCGGGCAUGUCUCCUCGUUAGUAUAGUGGUGGAUGCGUCUUGGCUACCGAGGUGGAAGGACGUGCGUUUCAUGGGCUCCCAAGGAGCGGUGGUUGCGGCUAACAGCGGCCGCGGUGACAGGAUCGACGGAAUGGAUACCGAGGGAUACGAAGUGGUUUUGCCUACUCUGCCAUCAGGUCGUAGUGUUUUGAAUACUUUAUUUUUUCACGCGGAUGUCCGGUCGAGGCGUUACCGAGUCGAACAUUUCCGGGACACAUUGGCGUGUCUUGGUUUGCUCCCUGAAGUGGUAGCGUUGGGGGCAUACCACAUGAGCGACGUAUGGGCUGUGACUUUCAAGAGCAUGGAAGGGAUGAAGAAAGCUUUGGAAUGCGGCGAAAUGAAGGUGAAGGGCCAACGUUGUUUGGUUAUUGAUCCGGAAAACCAGGACGUGCGUUUGAAGCUUCAUUGGCUUCUUUUCAAUGUGGCCGACGAUGAUGUGCGUGUAGCGCUUGCUCCGUUCGGAAAGGUGACCGAGGUCUCGAAGGAAAAGUGGAGAGUUCAAGGGAUCCAAGACAAGGGGUCAUCGACACGCCUGGUGCGCCUCAAGCUCCAUAACGGCAUUAAGGUCGAUGACCUUCCACACCAGCUUCGCGUAGCCGGUGACAUGGCCCUUCUAGUCGCACCUGGAAGAGCGCCAUUGUGCCUGCGGUGUCACAGUAAGGGCCACAUCAGACGAGAAUGCCGAGUUCCUCGCUGCACGCACUGCCGAAGUUUUGGACACGAAGAAUCUCAGUGCGUGAAGACGUACGCAAGUGUUGCGGGGCCGGUUGGAGGAGAAGACACUGCGGAACUCGUCAUGGACGAGGCUGACGCUGAAGAAGCCGCAAGCGAAGCAACGCCGAAGCUCGAGGUACUUGAUGCGGCAACGUUAACCCCGCCCGACAUGCCCCAAGACGCAAGUGUUAACAAGGAAAGCCGAAAGCUGACCGACGCAGCUGGCGACGCCACCGGCGUCGUGAAAGUGCAGGAGGCCUCAACGCCGUCGAAGUCACCUGAGGAGCCAGCCGUCAUGGAAGUAAGCGAGGGAAGGAGUGGAGCCUCAGUCUCCAAGCGCGGCCACGACGCUACGCUGGACGAGCAUGAGGCCCUGGCUGCAAGGAUCUCGGAAGGACCGCCGCGAAAGGCGGCGAUCAUUCGGCGGUCAACGCUGAGACCGCGUCCGAACGUACCUCCGGACCGGAGGGCGACGGAGACGCCGCCGACGUAG
Messenger RNA from Dermacentor andersoni, 1760 nucleotides. RefSeq lists its product as uncharacterized. Gene Ontology annotation, molecular function: zinc ion binding; double-stranded DNA binding; RNA binding. The record is from RefSeq and is a predicted model, not a curated record. Lineage: Eukaryota; Metazoa; Arthropoda; Arachnida; Ixodida; Ixodidae. Gene Ontology annotation, biological process: activation of innate immune response.